This is a messenger RNA of Leptosia nina, 5592 nucleotides long. Lineage: Eukaryota; Metazoa; Arthropoda; Insecta; Lepidoptera; Pieridae. The record is from the annotation of a GenBank genome assembly.
AUGGCCUUCCUACCCCAACUGACGGCUGUCGUCGCUGUCUUAGCUCUGUCGUCCAGCAGCAUUGUCAAGUCCCCCAGCAAUGAUGACGGGAACUUCGAGUUGCUGAUCUUGCACAACAAUGACAUGCACGCCCGCUUCGAGCAAACUUCGCAACUGAGUGGAGCCUGCACAACGGCAGAUAGAGAUGCUGGCAAAUGCUAUGGGGGGUUCCCUAGAGUGGCUCAUGUGGUAAAGGAGGCGCGUAAAGCCGCCGCGUCCGGUGAGGGACCACCAGUUUUAUAUUUGAACGCCGGCGACACGUACACUGGAACCGCCUGGUUCACCAUUUACAAAUGGAAAAUCGCUGCUGAAUUCCUCAAUGCACUGCAACCAGAUGCUGUCUCAAUGGGAAACAACGAAUACGACAAUGAGAAAAAAGAUUUGACACCUUUUUUGCACGAUCUACGCACCGCAGUAAUAGCUACCAAUGUGAUUGUACAUUCUCCUGAAGCGAAGGAAAAAGUUAAGAGAUCAGUAAUAGUGAAAGUAAAUGGUAUAUCUAUCGGUAUUGUGGGCUAUCUAACCCCCACGACAUCAAGCCUGGAUGAUGCUGGAAAUAUUGAAUACAUAGAUGAGGUUUUAGCCCUUACCGAAGAAGUCGCGACGCUUCGAGAACAAAAUGUUAACAUUAUUAUCGCACUCGGACAAUCGAAAGAAAAAGAUAUUGAAAUAGCACAAGAAGUAGAGGGACUUGAUUUAGUUAUAGCGGGAAAUCAUAAUGUUUUCUACACCGAUGGAACUUCUGUUAAUAACGGCGAAGAGGAUUCAGAAUACAAAACGGUUGUUACACAGAAAUCUGGACGCAGUGUUUCAAUUAUACGAUCAUAUGCCUAUUCCAAAUACCUGGGCAAAAUAAUAGCUAAAUUUAAUAAGGACGGGGUGUUAGUAGACGUAGAUGUAGACUACAUUCUCCUCGACAAAACGAUUCCACAGGACGCUGAAGCUGUACAAAUGGUAGAAAAUUUAAGAAAUAAUUUAAAAUCUUCCGCAGUCACCGUUGGGAAAACUGCCGUCGUUCUUGACGGAACGACUUGCAAACAAGAAGAAUGCAAUCUUGGUAAUUUAGUAACGGAUUCGAUUAUCCUUCACUACUCCGUCAAAUAUUCAGGAGAACGUUGGACCGACGCGCCUAUAGCAUUCGUCCACGGCGCUGCGCUGAAUGGUAAAAUCGCUCCUGCACAACGCCCAGGUGACAUUACGAGAAACGAUUUAAUGAGCGUUAUGCCUGCCUCAAAUAAUUUAAUAGCAGUGACUAUGAAUGGAGUAAUUUUAAAGGAAGCUCUAGAACAUUCAGUAUCGAGUUAUACAACAAGGGGCUCGGAUGCCUUCCUUCAAUUCUCCGGUAUUCGCGUGACGUAUAAUUUUGACGAAGCUCCCGGCGCUAGAGUCGUUACAGCCGUGGCCCGUUGCUGGAACUGUACUAUUCCAGAAUUUUUCCCUGUAGAGGAUUCAAGGGACUACAAAAUAAUAAUGCCUUCAUCUAUAGCUAAUGGUGAAUUCGGUUAUUCAAUGUUCGCAAAUUUACAGAAGGAAAGCCUCGAGUUUGACGAAAUCACUUCUACAUCUGAGUUUAUUAAGUUAAGGAGUCCUGUGUAUCCAGAAAUCGCAGAUCGCAUUUCUUUACAAAAUGCAGAUUCUUCACUGGGAAACCACGAAUUCGACAAUGGGCCUUCUGGUCUGGCCCCAUUCAUCGCAAACUUAUCUUGUCCAAAUGUGGCAGCAAAUCUUAUUUUAGACGAUGAACCAGAUUUAAUGGCUGAACCAAAUCUAAGGAGUUCUGUUGUAUUUGACAUAAGCGGUGUAAAAGUGGGAGUCAUCGGAUAUUUAACACCCGACACACAAUUCCUCGCUAUGAAAAAUAAUGUUAAGUACAUAGAUGAAGUGACCGCCAUUAGAAUAGAAAUAAAAAAGCUACAAACUGAUGGCGUAAACAUAUUCGUUGCGUUAGGUCAUUCUGGCUUCCUUAAGGAUUUAGAAAUCGCUAAAGAAGUUGAGGAUAUCGAUUUAGUAAUCGGUGGUCAUACGAAUACGUUUCUUUGGAAUGGCAGACGUGUCCCUGUAGUACAAGCGUUCGCCUAUACAAAGUAUUUAGGAUAUCUACAUUUGGAGUUUAACAUUGAAGGGGAAAUCGUAAACAUUGGCAAUAAUAACCCUAUACUGUUGAAUAACAGUAUACCUCAAGAUCCGGAACUUUUAUCUAUAGUGAACAAAUAUCGAGGUGAGGUAAUGAAGGUGUCGGAAAUAAUCGUCGGGAGCACCUCAGUUUUAUUGGAUGGUCAGUCGUGCCGUCUACGAGAGUGCAAUAUGGGUAACCUUAUCACAAAUGCAAUAGUUUAUAAAUAUGCGUCUACAUAUUCAGGACAGGGUUGGACGGAUGCUCCAGUUGCUCUUGUUCAAGGAGGGGGAAUCCGUGCUUCUAUAAGCCAUAUCGAGAACACGACGAGUAUUACUCAAGGCGAUCUUUUAACAGUUAUGCCAUUUGAUGAUAAAGUUGUGAAAGUGACUUUGAAUGGUUCAGAUGUCCGUAAAAUGUUAGAGCACUCAGUGUCUGAAUAUAAUCUAAUUCGUGCCCCGGGACAAUUUCUACAAGUCUCUGGUAUUCAGGUGGAAUAUGAUUUGGAUAAAAAGGCAGGUCAAAGAGUGUCCAAAGCUUUGAUGCUGUGUGGAGAUUGUAAAAUACCAAAAUAUGUACCACUUAAUGAUUCAGCGUCAUAUAAUUUACUUAUUAAUGGUUUUUUGUCCAUGGGCGGAGAUGGAUUCUCAGUUUUUACAAACAAACCUGCGGUUUAUUUAAAUUUCAACGACUUAUCCGCUACAAUCGAAUACUCUCUUGGAAACCACGAGUUUGAUCAUGGAGUUAGCGGUUUAACACCAUUUAUUGAAAACUUAACAUCGCCUGUACUAGCAGCAAAUCUUAUACUUACAAAAGUACCUGAACUUGAGAAAGAAAAGAACUUAAGGAAUUCCAUCAUAUUUAACGUAUCUGGCAAUUCCAUCGGAGUGGUAGGCUAUUUAACUCCAGAAACGAAGACACUAGCUGUACCAAACGAUGUUGAAUAUAUUGAUGAAGUUACGGCUCUAACAGAGGAAGUAAAAAAGUUAAAAAGCGAGGGUGUUAAAAUUAUUAUAGCCUUAGGACAUUCGGGCUAUUUAAAAGAUCUGGAAAUAGCAAAAAAAGUUGAUGGCCUCAGUUUAGUAAUAGGGGGACACACAAAUACGUUCUUGUGGAAUGGAACCAGUCCAGAUUCAGAAAAAAUUAUAGGGCCUUAUCCCACCUAUGUUACUCAAGAGUCAGGAAAGCAAGUACCGGUCGUACAAGCUUAUGCGUACACAAAAUAUCUUGGAAAACUCCAUAUGGUAUUCAACUUUAAUGGAGAACUUAUAAGCGCCGAUGGAAAUCCUAUCCUAUUGGAUAACUCGAUACCGCAAGAUCCAGAAGUACUAAAUAUAGUCAACGAAUAUAGAGAGAAAAUUUUAAAUGUCACCGAAGAAGUGAUCGGCAGCACGUCAGUAGUUUUAGACGGCCUCAGUUGUCAACACAUGGAAUGUAAUUUCGGUAACCUUAUCGCCGAUGCUAUGGUAUAUAAAUACGCCAGUGAGUACAAUGGCGAACACUGGACUGACGCCCCUAUAGCUAUUAUACAAGGUGGAGGUAUCCGUUCAUCUAUUUCCAUAUCAAACAUUCCAACAAAUAUAACGAAAGGUGAUUUAAUAGCGGUUCUCCCGUUCGAAGGUAUUCUAGUCGUGGCAACAAUGAAUGGCACGGUAUUGUUGCAAAUGUUAGAACAUGCUAUCGCGAAUCUUAACGAAUUGGAUGCUCCCGGAGAAUUUCUGCAGAUGUCCGGCCUUAAGGUCGUCUAUGAUAUAGACAGACCCGUUGGUGCAAAAGUUGUGCAAGCUGUCGCUAGAUGUUGGAACUGUUCUGUGCCAGUAUAUUCGAAAGUAGUCGAGGAAGAAGAGUACAAUAUAAUAAUGCCAAAUUUUAUCGCUAAUGGCGGUGACGGCUAUAACAUGUUCAAAGACAUACCAAUGCGCUCUUUAAGUUAUGGUGAUAUUGACUGUACAAACAUGUAUAUUAAACAACAUAGCCCAGUGUGGCCGGAAAUUGAGGGGCGCUCCCUGGGAAAUCACGAAUUCGACGAAGCAGUUGAUGGAGUCGUACCGUUUAUAAAAAACGUAACGUCGCCUGUCUUAGCUGCGAAUCUUGUCUUGGACAAUGUGCCUGAACUUAAAGAGGAAACUAAUUUGUAUAAAUCCAUAAUUCUGUACAAAAACGGUGUAAAAAUCGGUAUCGUGGGAUAUCUUACGCCGGACACGAAAUUUCUAGCGCCCAAAAACAAAGUUAACUACGAGGAUGAAAUACCAGCCGUAAGGCGAGAAGUACGGAAAUUGAAACAAAAUGGUGUGGAAAUUAUAAUAGCCCUGGGUCAUUCGGGUUUUAUUAAAGACUUAGAAAUAGCUAACGAGGUCGAAGAUAUCGACUUGGUAAUAGGAGGGCACUCCAAUACGUUCUUAUCUAAUGUUAAUACAACGGAAGUGCCAGAAUUUGUGCAAGGUCCCUAUCCGACAAUUGUCAUGCAGAAAUCGGGGCGAAAGGUAUUGGUAGUCCAAGCGUACGCUUAUACAAAAUAUAUGGGCAGCUUGUUUUUAAAAUUCAAUGAAAACGGUGACAUAACCGACUUCGAUGGCAAACCUAUAUUACUAAAUCACGAAAUCCCUCAGGACCCCGAGGUUCUGGCGAUAGUGAACAAAUAUCAUACCGAUAUCGACCGUAUUAAUAACGUGAUCGUAGGGAGCUCUAUGACUUUCUUAGAUGGGGAGUCUUGCAGACUUUUUGAAUGUAAUUUGGGAGAUUUCAUCAGCGACAUCAUGCUCAAUUAUACUAAGGCAUACUUUGCAGAAUUCGCUCAGGUAAAUAUCGCAUUUAUUCAAGGAGGAAGAAUAAGAACUUCAUUAGAUCAAUCUCGAAAACCGUAUAACUUAACGAGAGGCGAUUGGAUCACAGUGAUGCCGUUUUCAGACACUCUUUGUAUUGUGACCAUGAACGGAAGUGUAUUGUUGGACGCGUUGGAGCACUCCGUCGAGUCUUGGAGGAGAAUUGACACACCCGGACAAUUUUUACAAAUGUCAGGAGUGGAGGUCACCUACGACUUACAAAAAAUACCCGGACAGAGAGUAUUAACCGCCAAGACUAUGUGUGAUAACUGUAUUUCUACUGUAGAUAUACGUAAGGAUUUACAGUACAAGGUUAUUAUGUCCGCGUUUUUAGCAGACGGUGGCGAUGGCUAUUCUAUGUUUGAGGAACUCGACAAGGAAUUCGUAUCGUACAAUGAAGUGACGUGCGUUUUGGACUACGUCGGUAAGUAUAGCCCGAUCAAUCCCGAAGUGAACGGACGAAUAAAGGUACUAAACGAAGAUAAGCUGAUCGAUGUCUAUGUGAACGAUUUUGGAAUAACCGACCGACGCUCAAAUUCUAGUGCUAAACUGAGAACUAGCGUUGAUGUUAUUAUAAUGGUACUUGUAACAAUCCAUAUAGUCUUAGGGUUUUACUGA